CUACAUAGCAUCAAAGAGUGAACACUUAGUAGGUGUAUUUAAAAGAAUCAAGAUUUGGAGUAUUCUCUUUCAAUUGCAGCAUUGAAAGAUAAUCAAAGAAAUGGGAUUUGAGGGAGACGAAGAUAAUCAAAGAGUUCAAUCCGUUAUUCAACUUCUCAACAAACAAUCUCCACUUUCCCUCAAACAGGAGAAAUUCUGCAACAAUGCAUGCGUGGAGAGGUUUUUGAAAGCCAAAGGCCUAAGUGUGAAGAAAGCAGCUAAACAUCUCAGGAAUUGCCUUUCUUGGAGAGAUUCAUUUGCCCUUGAUCAUUUGAAAGCUGAUGAAUUCUCUCAUGAGAUUGCUCAAGGAAUGGCGUACGUUGCUGGUCAUGACGACGAUCUAAGACCUGUCGUGAUUUUCCGGAUCACUAAAGAAUACCAGAAAUUCCAUUCUCAGAAGCUAUUUAAUCGGUUGCUAGUGUUUACACUGGAAGUGGCAAUUCAAACCAUGCCAAAAAAUGUCGAACAAUUUGUCCUCCUCUUUGAUGCAAGCCUUUGCAGAUCAGCAGGUGGAUUUACGAACAUGUUGGUUGGAAGUCUGAAAAUCAUAGGUGAAUAUUACCCAGGAAGACUUCACAAGGCUUUUGUGAUUGACCCUCCACCCCUCUUCUCUUACCUCUGGAAGGGAGUUAGGCCAUUCGUUGAGCUUUCACCGAUCACGAUCACCAUAUCGUCGCUCGAUUUUGAAGAAUCGGCCGGAUUGGAUGAUCUAACGCGACUGCGCUUUAACUCUUCCUCAUCAAGAUUCUCGGAGUUGAAAUUAGGUGCGAAGAUAUCUCAUCUGAAUUUUAGGUCUCACUCCUUAAGGGUGGUCGGAAAGGGCUUCUUGCCGGAAACGACACAACCCAGAACUCCAAAACCCUCCUUCUUCGUCCAAAUCCAUUCGUCAUCCUUGUUUUCAAGGAGUAGAGUGGAGAGAAGCACAAAAUCGUUUAUGCCAUAUAUAAAGUUAUAUCGACAGCCCUAUGACGAGAUGAUUUAUAGAUCAAAGAUGAGGCCUCCUCUUGGCGGCCUCAUCUCCGUUGUGUGUCCACAUAUCACCCGCACUCAUGUCUUUCACUCACAACGUUUUUUCAUCUAAAUUAUCUAUUUUGAAACACUCUUGUUUUGGUAUUAUUAGCUCACAAAUCUCCAUUAGUUACAUUGUCAAUUUGAUUUUCCUUCA
Molecule: messenger RNA, 1204 nt
Organism: Salvia splendens (bonfire salvia)
Lineage: Eukaryota; Viridiplantae; Streptophyta; Magnoliopsida; Lamiales; Lamiaceae
Product: phosphatidylinositol transfer protein 3
Exons: 8
Coding region: 101-1120 (339 amino acids)
Source: RefSeq, a predicted model, not a curated record